AUGAAUUUUUAUCCUGCCUCCUUUAAUCUUAUGGUGUCUGAAGACAGGUCUUAUGCGCACGCAGCCCGAGUGAGUCUACGCGACCCGAACGCGACAAGCGGUGGUUCAGAUGCAAAUUUAUUCCAUUUUCCAGUCACUUUAGGAAGUUUGGCAGACUUGAACUCGGACUCCGACGUUGAAAUCAUUGAAGCUAUAGGUAGGCAAAUUGAAACAACCCUUCGUUCUCUUGUUUUCUAUGUACUUAGCUGUUGUAAUCUUGGCCCACGAAUGUGCUAACAUACUUGUCACGCGCGAACGUACUUUUAAUACAUUUUCCUAUACCUCAUUUUCAUAUCCUGAUAUCAUGCUAUUUCUACAGAAAUUCCUAUCUUGCCAAAGAAGCGAAGAAGCCGAACAAACUUUGACGCUUGGCAGCUUGGAGAACUAGAGAAGGUCUUCAAACGAACUCAAUACCCCGAUGUGUUCACCAGAGAGGCGCUUGCGCUGAAACUCGACUUACUUGAAUCAAGAGUACAGGUAGGAAAAUCCAACUUGAAUCUCACUAGAAACGCAGUUGAACAUUGUUGUGACUGCUUACAAGUGAACAAAUCUGUGUCUGUCUGUCCUGGAAGUGUUACGUACUGUAGCAUGAAACUUUCCCGUUCGUGCUCUGCGCCCUUAAUUUUAAUUUUUCCUUUCGUGGUCGGUAAAUUGGGCACUGCAUGAAGAUCUGAAUAGGUUUUGGUGGUAGUACAAACUUCGUAGAAUACAAUUUGCAACAGCUGCCCAGCCGAUAAUUUUUUUUAACACCUUCUGCACGAAGAAUUCCGUAGUUUUCACGCUAGCGACACGAAGCUUAACAGACUCUUUUUCGAGCACACUUCAAAGUCUCGUGUGGACACAAAAAGAGACUAUUCUGUUAGAACACUGUACGAAAUCGACAUUUUAGAUAUCUUUCAGUCUUUUACUUUCUUUAAGGAGUGUUUAAAGGCAGCAAAAGAAAGUUUCAAAACAGAAGGUCGCUAUAUGCCACGAACCGAGUUAGACACCCAACCGAGUUAGUUUGCGAUUUACACACCUAAUUAAAUUUUUUAGCCGGUUGUAUCUAACCAUUGUUUGUCAAUUGGGGAUUAAAUGAUUCCUCUAUUCUACAAACCAGAGACAUUUUUCUACCACAAAACUAUUCUUUGUUUCCGCUAAGCUGCAGUCGAGUUGAAUUCUAUGGGAAGCCAUUUUGAGAUGUCGCUCUGUUAUCGACCAUUUGCGACGUUGCAGAAGUGAAAAUUGUAUUGGCGACCUAGAGUCGCCAUCGGCUUCCGUUAAAAGCGUCCGAGACUGGCUUCUUGCAGAGAUUUUGUCUCGUUUUUGCUCACACUUUUUUAACGUAUAAGCUCAAAACGUACCACGAAACGAUCGAAAGGCGAAGAUCAGUAUUUGUAAUGUAGAGAUGAAUUAUCUGUUUUCGAAAUGUUCUCAAGGGUGUGAUUUAUGGCAACAUACGUGUUGCGAUAGAUUACAAUUUAACUCCUCUUCACGCGUUUUGCCACAUUCCCAGCUAAUCAAUAAAUCACUUUCCGACAGCGAUUUAAGUGUAAAUUGUGUUAAAUGCUGCUAAAGCUUGCUUCUGGAUUGCCUUUGGUUGCAUAGGAAUGUUUAUGUUUGGCAUUGUAGGGAAACGGUUUCAUCCCUUUUAAUGCCUUUAAACGGUGCUAACACAAACUCUUAGAAGCUCUAAUUGAGUAAGGACCCACACCACUGUGAUAAUUAAUGUAACUGGCAAUUCCCAAAUUUUUCUCGAACGUCGAACGUCGAGAAAAUCAGGUUACUAAAUCAUAAUUAAUGACUGAAACAGCUAGUUUCCUCCUCGGGCGAAACCAGUGACUCCAAAUACAGUUCGAAUAGCCAGAUAAACGUCGUUUUUCAAUGUCAUGGUGUCAGGCAAAUAGCUCUUUUUAGCAACAUUACUUCCUCAGUUUAACCUUGAAGCUUUGCGCUUGUCAGAACUUGAUAAAUUGCUCGGAGAAGGGUCACUAUCACUUUAUUAUUAUGAUUAAUGCGCUGUAGAAACGAGAGUCCCAAACUCUCUGACGUGACAGCCUUGAGCGGCUGAACCCAAGUGGUAAUGAUGGGGCUUUUCUCAUUGACUCAUGAUAAUUCAGUCCAGUUUACAUAAUUAUAGACAUUUUUUCCUGUGGUUAACCUCUUUAUAACUGAAGUUCUUUAGUACGGGAAAAAUGAGAAAACGCGUUGAAAACCUCCAUGGGUAUCUUAAGCUUUUUCGUGCUACAGUUAUGUAAAUAUAUAAAUAAUUGCAUUCCACACCGUUAAUUUUUAUGAGCAAAUAAUAUUUUUUUCUUAACGUGAAACUACUAAUUUCCUGGCUUGUAUUUUUUUUGUCAUGAUUUAUUGCAGCAAUGAAUUGAGCUCAAAUGGGAUCUUUUGAACUUUUUAGGUCUGGUUUCAAAACAGGAGAGCAAAAUUGCGAAGAGAAGAGAAAACUAAGGCCAGACCAGGCAGAAGAGAAAAAAGUCAGGUGGAAAAAACGGCUGUAACACUUAAGCUUCUUGAAGUGUUUGACAGAGAAUUGACUUCAGGGAGAAAUAAAAAAGAAACAAUUCAAGCCUCUUCGCCAGCGACUGAGGAGAACGAUGAGGAGUCAUCUCUCCCAUCGAAUUCUUUCAGUAUUGAGAGCAUUUUAUCACGGAAGGAUCCACCACAAACGGAAAGAAAGGCCACUGUGUCUGCGGAAAAUGUGGGACAAAGCUUUCGCAUUGAACAACUUCUUGAUAGUAACAGAGAAAAACAAAAAAGGGUGAACAAUGACAGCUCGGAUGAAUCUUCUUGUGGCACGACUGCGGUUUCAAAUUCUAUUGUGUAUAAAGUUGCUAAUUCGGAGAGCACGUGCCCAGAAAGAACUGCUGAUGUCCAAGAAAACGCAAAAGAAAUAUCAAGCGAAGUGUCCACAAGGCUAGCGCCAUUUUAUGUUCCAUUGGCAAAACACACCUGUUCGGCGUAUCAGAUCUUUCGGGAGAGUCAUGUUUCCAGCAAGCCAAUGUUAUCUCAAAAAGAUGAGAUGUUUGAAAACUUUCGUAGCUCAAGUAUUUUAAGAUUGAGAACAAAGGCAGAGGAACAUUUAAAACAGCUUCAAGUUUCUUAG
Porites lobata is the source of this 3136-nucleotide messenger RNA. The record is from the annotation of a GenBank genome assembly. Lineage: Eukaryota; Metazoa; Cnidaria; Anthozoa; Scleractinia; Poritidae.